Pieris napi is the source of this 927-nucleotide messenger RNA. It is a transcript of the gene RpL7, whose product is annotated as 60S ribosomal protein L7. The transcript is spliced from 6 exons. NCBI's taxonomy places the organism in Eukaryota, Metazoa, Arthropoda, Insecta, Lepidoptera, Pieridae. The record is from RefSeq and is a predicted model, not a curated record. Gene Ontology annotation, cellular component: cytosolic large ribosomal subunit. Bases 122 to 907 code for a protein of 261 amino acids. Gene Ontology annotation, biological process: maturation of LSU-rRNA from tricistronic rRNA transcript (SSU-rRNA, 5.8S rRNA, LSU-rRNA). Gene Ontology annotation, molecular function: RNA binding; structural constituent of ribosome.
UAUAAAUUUUCGAGUUACCAUAUCAAAAAAAUUAAAAUGGCGGAUGUCCGACAUCUUUUUUCUUUGACGUUCUUUUUAUACUUUGACACACGUGCCGCGUGGAGUUUUGCCUCGCAGCACAAUGGUCGCGACUACAGAGAAGAAACCCGCCGAAAAGAAGGUGGCGAAGGGUAAGGAAGACAGCAAAAAGUUGCCUGCUGUUCCUGAAUCAGUCCUUAAACACAGGAAGCGCAGGGAAGCUCUCAAAACCCGCAGAUUACAGGUAACACUUAAAAGAAGGUCAGCAGCAGUCAAGAAACGUAAGGAAAUCUUCAAGAGAGCAGAACAGUAUGUUAAGGAAUACAGAAUAAAGGAACGCGAUGAAAUUAGGCUAGCCAGACAGGCCCGCAACCGUGGAAACUACUAUGUUCCCGGAGAAGCCAAACUCGCCUUUGUCAUGCGUAUCCGUGGUAUCAACCAGGUCUCACCAAAGGUCCGUAAGGUUCUUCAGCUCUUCAGACUAAGACAGAUCAACAACGGUGUGUUUGUGAAGCUUAACAAGGCCACUGUUAACAUGCUCAGAAUUGCAGAACCCUACAUCACCUGGGGCUACCCUAACUUGAAGAGUGUGCGAGAGUUGAUCUACAAGCGUGGUUUUGCCAAAGUUAAAGGUCAGCGUAUGCCAAUCGUGUCCAACAAGAUUGUUGAGAGCAGACUCGGAAAGAGCGACAUCAUCUGUGUGGAGGAUCUCAUCCACGAAAUCUUCACUGUUGGUGACAAGUUCAAGUUUGCCAGCAACUUCUUGUGGCCCUUCAAGCUUAACAACCCAACCGGAGGAUGGCGCAAAAAGACCAUUCACUACGUUGAUGGCGGAGACUUCGGAAACCGCGAAGACAAGAUCAACGAACUACUUAGGAGGAUGGUUUAAAUAAAUAAUAUCGUACAAUU